AAAAGUAACCAACUUUAAUAUACAUACAAAUGACAAUAUCUAUAAAAGGGGGUGUUUUUGGCUGUCUUUCCUCACCACUAUCAAACGCAAAGCACGUUCGAGUUGCUGUGCUGGUAUCGUUAAUGGCGGAAUCACCAGUCCUGGCUCGCGUCCACAGCCUCCGGGAGCGACUGGAUGCGACGCUCGCCGCCCACCGGAAUGAGAUUUUACUGUUUCUGUCGAGGAUUGAAGCCCACGGAAAGGGGAUUCUGAAACGCCACCAGCUCCUGGCGGAGUUCGAAUCGAUCCGGGAGGCCGACAAGGCGAAGCUGCAGGAUCACGCCUUCGAAGAAGUCCUCAAGAGCACACAAGAAGCCAUCGUGCUGCCGCCGUGGGUGGCUCUGGCGAUCCGCCUGAGGCCCGGCGUUUGGGAGCACGUCCGCGUCAAUGCAAACGCGCUGGUGGUCGAGGAGCUGAGCGUGCCGGAAUACCUGCAGCUCAAAGAAGAGCUCGUCAAUGGAAUUGGUAAUGGCAACUUCGUCCUCGAGCUCGAUUUCGAGCCGUUUACGGCAUCCUUCCCUAAGCCGACUCUCACUAAGUCCAUCGGCAACGGCGUCGAGUUCCUCAACCGCCACCUCUCCGCGAAGAUGUUUCACGACCGCGACAGCUUGACUCCUCUCCUCGAUUUCUUGAGGAUGCAUCAUUACAAGGGCAAGACGAUGAUGCUAAACGAUCGGAUAAAGGAUCUUAGCUCGUUGCAGCGCGUUCUGAGGAAGGCGGAGGAGUACCUGUCGACGCUGCGUCCGUCGACGCCGUACGACGAAUUGGAGCAUAAGUUCCAAGAGAUAGGAUUGGAGAGAGGGUGGGGCGACACGGCGGGGCGCGUCGCGGAGAUGAUAUCGAUGCUAUUGGACCUGCUCGAGGCUCCGGAUUCGUGCACUCUCGAGAAAUUCCUCGGAAGAAUUCCGAUGGUUUUCAACGUCGUCAUCCUCUCCCCGCACGGCUACUUCGCGCAGGAGAAUGUGUUGGGCUAUCCGGACACUGGUGGCCAGGUCGUCUACAUUCUGGAUCAAGUUCCGGCGCUAGAGCGCGAAAUGCUGAAGAGGAUCAAGGAGCAAGGACUCGAUAUCACGCCGCGGAUUCUCAUAGUGACUCGGUUGCUCCCCGAUGCGGUUGGAACGACCUGCGGCCAACGUUUGGAGAAAGUGUUCGGAGCUGAGCAUUCGCAUAUUCUUCGAGUUCCUUUCCGAACGGAGAAGGGAAUCGUUCGUAAAUGGAUUUCUCGAUUUGAGGUUUGGCCUUACAUGGAGAGAUUCACCGAGGAUGUCGCGAAGGAGAUCACGGCGGAGCUGCAGGCGAAGCCGGACUUGAUCAUCGGAAACUACAGUGAGGGUAACUUGGCUGCAUCAUUGCUUGCUCACAAGCUGGGAGUCACACAAUGCACCAUAGCUCAUGCCUUGGAGAAGACCAAAUAUCCCGACUCCGAUACUUACCUCAAGAACUACGACGACAAGUAUCACUUCUCGUGCCAGUUCACGGCAGAUCUCUACGCGAUGAACCAUACCGAUUUCAUUAUCACCAGCACGUUCCAGGAGAUUGCCGGAAGUAAGGACACCGUGGGACAAUACGAGAGCCACAUGGCGUUUACAAUGCCUGGACUAUACCGGGUUGUCCAUGGAAUCAAUGUGUUCGACCCCAAGUUCAAUAUCGUCUCCCCCGGAGCUGACAUGAACAUCUACUUCCCGUACACGGAGAAAGAAAAAAGGCUCACGACGCUCCACCCUGAGAUUGAGGAGCUUCUUUUCAGCCACGUCGAAAAUGAGGAACACUUAUGUGUCCUGAAAGACAAGAACAAGCCAAUUCUGUUCACAAUGGCGAGGUUGGACCGCGUCAAGAACCUGACAGGGCUAGUCGAGCUGUACGCCAAGAAUCCAAAGCUGAGGGAGCUGGUGAACCUCGUUGUCGUGGGAGGCGACAGGAGGAAAGACUCGAAAGAUUUGGAAGAACAAGCGGAGACAAAGAAGAUGUACAGCCUCAUCGAAACCUACAACCUGAAUGGCCAAAUCAGAUGGAUAUCUUCCCAGAUGAACCGCACGAGGAAUGGCGAGCUCUACCGUUGCAUUGCUGACACGAGGGGCGCCUUCGUGCAACCUGCAUUUUACGAGGCAUUUGGACUGACUGUGGUCGAGGCCAUGACUUGUGGUCUCCCGACUUUUGCAACGCUCCAUGGUGGACCGGCAGAGAUCAUUGUCGAUGGUAAGUCCGGAUUCCACAUCGAUCCAUAUAACGGCGAGCAGGUUUCUGAGGCUCUCGUAAAGUUCUUCGACAAGUGCAAGGAGGAGCCUUCUUACUGGGAUACAAUCUCCACGGGCGGACUGAAGCGCAUCCAGGAGAAGUAUACUUGGCAGAUUUAUUCGGACAGGUUGCUGACGCUGGCGGGAGUGUAUGGAUUCUGGAAGUAUGUCUCUAAGCUCGAUCGCCUUGAGAUCCGGCGAUACCUCGAAAUGUUCUACGCGCUCAAGUAUCGCAAGCUGGCUGAAGCUGUUCCACUUGCUGUUGAGUGAAGGAAGAAGAUAUGCUCUGUUAUGUUCUAUUUUGCAAAUAAUGUGGGACAAUAAGAGACAGCAUGAUUUUGGGAUUGUUGUUUGUUUGUAUGAGCAAAUUGCUCUUGCUCUUUUGUUUGAGGUUUGUCAUAAUUUCGGAUUUGAGAAUGUAUGCAUACAUCUAUCUACAUAUUUGAUCUCUGCUGAAUUAUACAGUUGCAGUAACACUUUAA
Andrographis paniculata is the source of this 2755-nucleotide messenger RNA. Its product is annotated as sucrose synthase-like. The coding region runs from base 30 to 2543 and encodes 837 amino acids. The record is from RefSeq and is a predicted model, not a curated record. The transcript has 11 exons. Lineage: Eukaryota; Viridiplantae; Streptophyta; Magnoliopsida; Lamiales; Acanthaceae. Gene Ontology annotation, biological process: sucrose metabolic process. Gene Ontology annotation, molecular function: sucrose synthase activity.